Oikopleura dioica is the source of this 807-nucleotide messenger RNA. The record is from the annotation of a GenBank genome assembly. Lineage: Eukaryota; Metazoa; Chordata; Appendicularia; Copelata; Oikopleuridae.
AUGGCUACCAUCGAAAGUGAAGUUCAAUCCGCAUCGUCCACUUCUUCCUGCCCAGAAAGCAAGAAAGCUCGUCCUUCCAGAUCGAGCAGUUUCAUGAUAGAAGACAUCCUCUCCAGCCAAGCCCGUCUGAACGCCAUCACCGAGCACCAUGCCCAACAAACCAUCGCCCAGGCCCAGGCCGCUGCCCUCAGCAACAACAUCGCGCUCACCAACGCUGCCCUGUUGCAUUCGAUGAAUCGAGGCUUGGCUCCGCGAGUACCCGGCCUCGUCCCGCCAGCGACACUCAAUCCAGGCUUGUCCCCGUUCGGCAUGUUCCCGUAUGGUCUUAACCCACUGUGGCGGAUGCAUUUGGACCACCGUGUGCGCAAGUGUCGCCGCUCCCGAACGGUUUUUACAGAAGGUCAGCUUCUUCGACUUGAGCGCGAAUUCGACACGAAAAAGUACCUCUCUACUUCCGACCGGGUCGGCCUCGCUGCAGAGCUCGGUCUGACCCAGCUUCAAGUCAAGACCUGGUAUCAAAAUCGACGAAUGAAGUGGAAGAAACAGAACCGAUCAAAACUGAACCCAGAAGAUCUCGAGGGAAAAUCGGAGUCGAGCUGCGAAGAGGAAGAAAUCGACGAGGCAUAUUCUAGCUCUAGCGAUCCAAGCUCAAACGUCAACAAGUCCGAAUCGAGUGCCAUUUCACCAGUGAAGAGCGACGGCUCUGGUAGCACCUCUGAGCCAAUUCCUGAACCUAUCGAACAAACGACUAAAGCACCUGAUCUUCAAAAAGCAGAAGUUUCAAUUAUUCCUCAAACUGCUGCUUGA